Molecule: messenger RNA, 1060 nt
Organism: Papaver somniferum (opium poppy)
Lineage: Eukaryota; Viridiplantae; Streptophyta; Magnoliopsida; Ranunculales; Papaveraceae
Exons: 3
Coding region: 135-866 (243 amino acids)
Source: RefSeq, a predicted model, not a curated record
CUGCGGCUAAUUACCGGAAUACCCUGAUUUACUUUCCUAUAUUUACCACCGUCACUUCCGUCUCUGUAUAUUUCAUUUCUUUCACAGAUCAAAUCUACAAACUUUGCUCUUUUCAGGUGGCAAGGAAAACUACAAUGGAGAAGAUGGAUUUGAUGGAUUCUUUUUCUGCUGCUGCUGCUUCUGGUUCGUCUUCAUCGGCUUUGAAUUUGUCUUUUUGUACUAGCAGUAGAACAUUUGAGGUAGAAAUUUACUGUUCUGAUUUGGGUAUGUGGAAUUCCUUUGAAGUUACAAGCUCUGAGGAAAUCACCUGGGAUGGGAUGCAAUGCAAGGAUAUUGUUACCCAUAAUGGUAUCUCUUGCUGGAUUGUUGAAGGAAAUCGAGUAGUAGCAUAUGAUCCCAAUACUGAGAAUCACGAAAUAAAAGACUCUCACCAGUGCAGGUUGAUCGAUUUGCCUGCAAUCAGUGGACCUAAUAGACACUUCGAAUGCUUUGGGGUGUCGGGAGGGCUACUCAGUUAUAGCAGAUGUCAUGACGGAAUGUUACAGAAUUGGGUAUUGGAUGAAGAAGAGUAUAAGAGAGGAUCAUGGGUUUGGAAGUUGGUUAACAGCUCCAACGUUACUGACAUCUUACUGGAUGAAGAUUGCCAGGAUGAGCGUGUCAGAAAACUAUUUUCUGCUGGUAAUAUGGUUUAUGACUUGGAACCGCUAGCAUUCAUUCCAGUGGAGCCGGAUACAAUGAUCUUGGGCUACGACGCUAAAUCCAUUUUUGCUUACAGCAUCAAAACCAGAAUACUCAGGGUUGUCACCGGUGAAUAUAUACAAUGGGUCUCCCCAUUUGUGGUUGCACCAUGGCCGAGGGAUGUUUGAUUAUCUUUGCUUGCCUGGGUUUCUUUGUUGAAAUUACAUUUGUCAGAAUCUUGCAUAUUUCCUUUUACAAGAUGAGUUUGGCCUGUGCAUCUAUUUAAGGUAGAACUUAAUGACUGUUGUCUUUUGUAUCUUGUUUCCUUUUGAAAUAGCAACUUUUACUUAUCAAUGAAAUGGGUCUCCAAUAUUAUUAGUUU